CAUAAGAAAUCAAGGUAUAUUCUGAAAUUGGUCGAAUCGUUGGUGCUCGCGGAAGAAAUGUUUGUAAGCGAAGAGGGCAACGAUGUUGCUUCUGGUAUCGGAGCUAGUGAAUACGCGCAUGAUGAUCUCAGCAUGAAAGAUGGCGAUGGCGAAGACCAAAAAGUAGACGACGAAGUUGAAAUCGAGGAAGUGCCAAUUGGUGCGAAGCCUAGGGAUCUUUCAGCUUUCUUACGUUUGUGCUCUCGCCUUCAAUCGCAAAUGUCGUCACUGGAAAGCCUCAAAUACUCUGGCUUGUCCCGCAUCGAAUUAUCCAAAAUUGUAUUGCACAUCCUCAGACUUGUGACGGCGACAUACUCCGUUGAGACAACGGACGAACCRAUGGAAAAACAAAAACGGUCUGCUACUAUUUACUACGAAGAUGUUGGAUACAUCUUAUCAUCCACUGAUAAAGACUCAGAAGAGCACAGAUCUGCUUGCAUAGAGCUGGACUCGGACAGUCUGGAACGGGUGCUGCAAAGAAAAUUCGCUAUUCCUUUUCCGGGACGAAAAAUACUUCUAUCCUUGCUGGUGAACAUUCUUUCGAACAAGGGUCCCCUUCGAUCUGUUUCAAAUGCGGCUAUAUUUCCUAGACUAAACGAUGCCGAUUCUCAAGACAAAGAGCAAUCACAAGAGCAAGCGCGAUUCUUAUUGAUCAUUAGGUGGAGAACUUUAUUGCGGAUGUUGCUGCGAACCGCACCGUACUUGGACGAGUACAAGGUGGGCAACCACCCCACGGCGUCCAACUUGAGAGAGAAUAGGGUAACUCGCCAAACCGUCCAGAUGAUUCGGGAUGCAAGACAUUUUUUCGAUCAAGGAUUGCGUCCUGGCCACACCGACUCGCAAAUUUGCGACAACAAAAGUGCAUGCGAAAUAUGGGAAAUGGUAAAAAAGGACGUCAUGUUUCACUCGCAUACGAACGCUUGCUAUCGAUCACUAGUCAUGCUGUACCUCUUCCAUCCAUCCCGUUGCACCAGCGAAUAUUACGCGGGAGUGAUGCCCGUGUGGUUCGAUGCGUGGACCAACAUAGAUAGAUGUCCAGAGAUCGAUUUUUUAUGGUUGGCUCUAUUUACUCGAGCACGCAAACACUUGGGACCUUCGUUUGAUUGGGGACCAAUCCGGCGACGCCUCUUGACAAAUAGCCAAUAUUGGUUGCAAGUUCCGAUUGGAGGUGGCAGCUUAGAUAAAUCAUUUCCAAACGUAGCGAAUGCACGUUCGAGAUCAUGCCCAUCUCGACUGAAAGCCUUUGCCGGGGCAAGUUCAUCCUACGAAGAGGGCAUCGAUUUUGUGGCCAAGGUAGCCAAAUUAUUGGUGAAUGGAUUGGGGUUGGGGGAAAAGAUUGGUGGUAUAUCCGARGGGACCAAAGAUGUUUUGCGAUUUUUGAACUUUGUGACUCCCUAUUUUCAUCCUAGUAAUCUUGGUUCCUGGACAUUCACUUUGGGCGCUUUCCUUCAUUACUUCUCGUACGAAGUAAGCUGUCGUAUGGGAUUAGCUGCUAGCAUGAAUUCAAUCAAAGAAAACCGUCCGGAGUUGGCAAAGGCUCUCUCUGAGGUUGAGCCGAGUCUAACUGUUGCUGAUCUACCACCCCACGAGGUCGURGUAUUGAUCGAUUCUCUCCUUCCUCUUUGUCAGCAGUCAUUAUACAGUAAAAAUGCUCAUGUUGGCCGUGCUGGUGAGGCUGCCAUGGUCUACCUUGCACAAAUCGAUCCAUUGCGCGUCACGCCCGUCUUCAUUGACUUUGCGAUGCGUGCCUUGGGUAUAUCUGCUGUCAACCUUGCUCAUCAAGCUCCGGCUGCUUUAUCUGCACUUACGAGACUACUGCAACCGUCAUUGAGACGCGACCCAAACAUUUUAUUGGUACGACUCCCCGAAUUACUGAGACUUACUCUCGCUGGUAUCGAUAGCAACGACCAGAACAAGACUAUUCGAACAUUAAUUCUUUAUCGGUCUCUGACGUCAUGGAUACCURUAGGAGGCACUCCAGACGACUGGAAGCAUCUGACCGAAAACAAUGGAAGUGAACCGGACGACAGAUGUGAUGGAACGGUAGUUACAGGCCAAGAUUUACACGGGCAUCUAUACAAGCCUACGGAAUCCUCGUCUUACCUUGAAACAAUAGAAAAGCUACCAGAAACUUCCUUGUUGAAGCAGGGUUCUUACAGAGAGGAGUUUGAUUUUGAUUUACUUCUCCAAGAAGCUUCGUCAGCUUUGAGCGACUGGGUACUUGAAUUCUUUGACAGAAUUUAUGAUACACUACGAGCAACUGGCGAACGGGAGAAGGUAGGAAACACUGCUUCAGGGGUUGCCUCGAGGCACUCAUCCGCGGACGUCCAAGUCGCAAGAAAUUUCUCAAGAGUUCUAAAGGAAUGCCUCACACAGACAUUUGCUGCAAUGGACGAAGCGGUCCACAAACUAGCCGUCAAUUCAGUGAAGAGAUUUCUCUCAGAAGAAACAUUGCCAAAUGCAGCCAAGGACUCAUCUUUUCUUUGUCUUGCUGCGUGCUCUGCCCGGRYUAAGGACGGGCAUGUGACGAGCCCCGGUUUGAAUGCACUGGUCCCCAUACUGAUGGACGAAUUGGAACAUCAUUCAAACAAAACUGUCGUAUAUCGAUUGAGAUGUUUAGCAGGCGCUGUUAGAUCAUGUGGUGUUGCCAUAAUCAAGCACAAAAAUGACAUAAAGACGGCAAUAAAUUUUGCUCUAGAAAGCAAGGACAAACAUGUAUUCAAAACUGGUUGCAAACUGUUGCGGCAUACUUUGUCGACUCUCUGCGAAUCAUACUAUUUGACGACUGGGCUGGUGCCUCGAAUAGCGGAGCAAAAAGGCAAGAUUGUAUUUGGCAAGUCUGCACAGUUACACGAUGAUCCUGUAGAGUGGCACGUUCCUAGCGGUGAUUGCAUUCAGUUUGCUUGGGAACUACUGAAUCACAACGUUCUUGAAAGAAUWCAAAGAAUAUCACCAUCCGAUGAUACAAAAGAAAGCGUUGACAGCUUCGAGCUCCGCAGGUGUCUUCGUGUUCUUCGUUAUGCUUUACGUGGAGGUGCUGGUGCCAUGUUAGAUUUUCAGAAUGAUGACUGCGAUGACUCGUCAGAUAAGAUGGACGUCGAUUCCACGGAUAAAAAUGGUGACGUCAAUCUUUUUCCAUAUGAACAAGCGAUGAUAAAUUUACUGAAAACUGCUCCAAAGGAAACAUACGAGUCAAUGAUGACAAUGCGUUGCAGAGUGUCUUYGUUCACAGUGACCCUGAUGAAUGUCAUUGCAUCAGAAUCUUUCAAGGUUGACGAAGCUCCUCAAACAAUAGAUUCAAGAGAUGGAACCAGUUCCGUUCUAGAAAAAAAAUAUAUUGCUUCUGUAAGCUCUGACCCUAAGAUCUGUAAGGAAGUAUGCGAUAUCGCACUCCUUUUACUAACUCGAAGAGGCGCUGCUUUUCGAUCRCAAGAAAGCAAAAAUAUCUGGAAGGCUCACAAGCAAACAGUCACAGAUUUUGCUAUUCUCGCAGAGGCAGACCAUAUGGAAGAGUCGUUGCAAAGAGCUCAGAUGUAUGGAAGCAAUCGGCUUGUUUUAUUUAAAGAUGGAGAAGAUUCAGGCAAAACAUUGCCUCGGCGACUUCUUGUUGGACGCAUCCAACUAUUCCACGAUUCUCUACAACGGACUGCUAGUUUUGAAGUGCCGAGACGCAUGCGCCGUCUGUCGAUGCUGCAAAAGCGUCAGAAGAAAGUUAUUUUCUGCAAAGAUACUAAUGUGAGUGAAUUAUGCAAAUCCAUGGAAAAUAUAAAGACGGCAGAUCCACCAUUUGCCUUCGAUAUUUAUGAGGGUGUAUUUGAUGGGCUUUUUGCCCUUACCUGCCAUUCGAACAAACAAGUCCGAGCUUCUGCCAUUGGUGUAGUUGACUACGCUAUAACGAGAUUCGGCUGGCUUCUUCGAGUCAGAAUCCCACGAUUAUUAUCAGCAAUCAGGUUACAAGAUGAUGGCAUGCAUGGGAAGUUUGGAAUUCCCUCUUGUUCAUCUUUGAAGAUUGCAAUUGAUAGUCAAGGGCGACGAAAGCGCCUUGCCGAAACCAUGAAAGGCGUAUGUUCAAUGCUGGCAAUUCCCCGAGCAAGCAAGGAAAUACUAAGCACCGAGAAGUUUCGACGUGACUUUAUUUUUACGAUGUGUGGAAAUGAAGAUCUUGUAUCUUUGAUGCCUGCAGAAGAAAUGCAGAAAAUGGUACAUUAUUUGCAGUCUAUUUUCAGUCCGAUACGGCUAGGAUUUUACUGCGUACCUCGUGCAUCAAAUUCUGACAAAAAGUUUCAUGAAGAUAGCUUGACAUUUUUGCUUGAUGUACUGUCGAMCGACGAAAAGGACGUUGCUUCAAAUGAGGAAGAUGGAGAUGCAAAAGAUGCUCAUUGGAGGAAGCUCCUGUUGGCGUGUUGGUUUCUCACAGUCAUGGUUGACAGUGAUGAUCUUCUGAAAGAUAGUGCUAUUGCUACAAGACUGUGGAAGCUUUGCUUUCAGAUCCUGAAAGAUGAGUAUGGACAACCACUCCAACGCGUCGCUCUUGGUCUUUUUGGAAGACUCGUCAUGAUUAUAAGAAAAGGUCCAUCAUUCGAGCUUCUUCGUCAAGAGUUUCUYAAGGAAAACUUUUGUAUCAUUUUUGGGAAAGCACUUGUUUACGAUCACAAAGAAGACUCUAGUGUGGGGGGUGGUCAUGGGGCACAGUGGGCAACUGGUGUCGCAGAUAUAAUUCGUGACUCGGCUCGAAAUAUUGCUCCAAAAUCUCUAUUUCCUUUCCAGCGGACGAAUCAAAGCUCCGGCACAUUCAAAGUAUCCCAUGCAAAACUAGUCGAAGAAAUCCUCACUGGUCUAGGCGAAACAGAUGCCACAACCGUUUCACGGUACCUUUUGUCUUUCUCUAAAGAUAUGGCAUUAUCUCCUCCUAGCGAAGAUCAGCGGAACCAGCAGUGUACCUCUGCAGAGAUUUUUGCAGGAGUAACGCGUGCUCUUUUGCAAAUGAUGGACGGUCAGACUCUAACAGAUAUCUGGAUGUCAGACCUAAUCCCAUUCCUUGCUGAAUCAAUACCCAAGUUCCCGAUUUCACUAUCUGGUGCCUAUUUUGAUUCGAUUCGGUUCGGUAUACAAUUUUCACCUCCCGAUAAAUUUUACCCUUUGACUCAGUGGUUAUUUGAGAAAAUUGAGGAAACUUUAUGGCAACCAAAGACUGAAAAGGUGAUUGCAGAUAGUUCUAGCUCCGACUCAAAGGAGCYCGAGGAUGACGGAAAAAAUGGUGCUUCACAAGGUACUGAAGGGUUUACGACGCAAUCAAAAUGGCUAUAUUUAUGUUGCGCCUUACUCAUUGAACUUGAUGAAACAGAGCUAGAUUCUACUACGUUUAGAACUCGAUGGUACACGAACGGUCUGACGAAACUGGAUAUGACCAGAAACACCGUGACUUCUACAGAUGAAAGUCUGAAGAAAUCUUGGAAAUUAGUGAGCGAAAGAUUGCUUCCCAGACUUAUUGAAGCACUUGGACAUCCAUACGAGAGUUGUCGAGAUCAUAUUUCGGGAUGCCUUUUUAGAAUUUGUUACUGUCACCGCAAGAUGUCAAUUGGAACAGCAUCUAACGGACCCAGCAGAACCAAUAGUGCUAUUGACUUGUCGAGCCUCGAUAAGAACGACCCCGGAUCGGUCAUUGUUCAGAAGCUUCUAUCUCUACAAAGCACCGCAGAGACAUCUUUUGAAAAUCGAUACAGCUCUCUCAUUACAGCUCGCCGUUUUUUCUCCUAUUGCGUUCAUUAUGGUGAAGCAAAAUACGAAUACUCUGAUUACAUGAUACCUCUACUACCUCUUGCUUUCGAAGCCCUGAAGUCAACUGUAGAAGAAGGGACUGAGGUUUCUGAACCUGAUACAGUGACAAAACGGGCGCUCGAAGCUGAAGUUGUGAAAGGAUAUCGUCGCACGCUUGCCGAAGUCAGUAUCGCAUCAGUGAUUUCAUAUAGUGGUAGGAAGGGAGACACCGAUAUCUCGCGAGUUUUGGAUACAGCCGAAAAUGCAGCGCAACAUGAGACGUGGCAAGUUCGUCACGCUUCUGCCCACUUUUUGAGAUGUUUCCAAGGAAGCCACAAAUUUCUUUUCACGAAGUCACAAGCAGACAGGAUAACAAAAAUUGUUAUUGGAUUACUCGGCGACGAUAGACGUGAAGUAUCUUCAGCGGCGAUGGCUGCCGUAACGGGUAUAAUUGCUGCUAUGCAAUCCGAAACGGUAACUAUUCUCGUAGACAAGUAUAUUUCAGAGGCCAAUCGAUCGAAGCUGAAAAGCAAAAAGUCAUCUAAGAAAGUCGAAGGUGAUCAAGUUGUUAAAAUGYCAGAUGUCGAAGAAGCCAAGGCAAAGGAACAAAAACGAGCAAAGAGACAACAGUCAUCUGUCUUCUUUUUGUGCGCUACUGUAUURUCGCAGCCUUAUGACACGCCUCCCUUUGUUCCCAAGGCACUUGCUGCUAUUUCAAAGCAUUCCUUUAAACGAAAUGCGCCUCUCGGAAUUCGUGAUACCGUAAAGAAAUGCUGCGCCGAGUACAAAAAGACUCACAUGUCGGAUAACUGGGAAGUUCAUCGCAGUGUAUUUACCCAAGAGGAACUCGAAGCCUUAGAAGAUGUCAUCAGCUCGCCUCAUUACUAUGCUUAAACAAAUGUCAAACGAUUGCUACCGGCUAGCAACGAAGAAAAAUAAAUUCACCCAUUAAAC
Pseudo-nitzschia multistriata is the source of this 6750-nucleotide messenger RNA. NCBI's taxonomy places the organism in Eukaryota, Bacillariophyta, Bacillariophyceae, Bacillariales, Bacillariaceae. The record is from the annotation of a GenBank genome assembly.